AUGUACAGAGACCCCACUUACGAUUCCCUCGACUCAAACAGCUACGCUGGCUCCGUUUGGUCCAAUGGCUACACAAAUGAAGAAACGGCCUCCCAGUUGUCUGGGUUGUCAAGACCCAGUGCAAAGUCAAUAUACAUGCAGAGGAAAGAAUAUGCAGAAUCCAUAAAAAAGCAAUUAGGUAAAUUCCAGUACAGAGUCGAGCACCUGCUCACCUGUGACUUAGACGGUAAGGAGAUGUAUGGGGUGGAUGACUGCAUUGAGAGGCUGGUAUUACUGGAUAACACGGAUCGAGUGUGGGGUCAGGACAUGAUUCUUGAAGUGCAGGAUGGUAACCUACUGUUGAGUGACAUUGAGACUAAGGAGGAGCUGGAGUGUCUACCUCUGAGCAGUGUGUCAGGGAUAAAGGCAGUGCCGGACUGCAGCCGGUAUAAGUCACUGCUCACAGUCACCGCACGGAUGCACAAUAAGAGGUCCCCCAGUGUCUUUAUGUUCCAGUGUGAGGCACUGAAGGCAGACGUUGUUGAGAAAGACUUGAAACGAGCACUUCGCAACAGGAAAGAGAAUGAUAAUCGCAACUAUCUCAGCAUGGUUAUUUCUGAUCCCGUAAUGGGCCAAAACCUGCGUAGAGAUUCCAGGAACAGCAGAGCCCAUGAGCCCACAGACUGGCCCCGAGCGGAAAGUUCUCCAUUUGAGUGGAGCGCUCCCGACUACGAUGAGACAUUGAAGGAAGACAGCCCUGUUCCAACAUCACCCACCUUCAGAAGAUCAGAGCCCAUGUCGCCACCUCUGGAGGAAGAACCAAAUCAGUCUCCUCCGCCUUGUUCACCUCCCCCCCCUGAGUUACUGAGAGAUGCGGAUAGACUGAAUCAGUUGAUCAACGACAUUGAAGAAUUCACCAACGAAAUAGCUGCAGUGGCACCAGAAAAGAAAAAGAAAAAGAGCAAAAAGAAGAAAGAAAAAGAUGUUGAGGUGAUGCCUCCUUUGGAAGAAUUUGAAACCUGUCUUAAGAAAUUCAAAAUGGCCUUCAACCUUUUGGGACAGUUGAAUGGAAAAAUCAGUGACCCCAGUGCUCCAGAACUCGUCCACUGUCUGUUCUCCACCUUAGAAUUUGUUGUGUCCCGCUGCCCCGAAGGCCUGCCCCCUACCAUUGUUUCUCCGCGGUUGACGAUGCCGUGUUUCCGAUUCCUGGGCGACGAGGUCACUCCUGAGGAGGACCGGCUGUGGCAGUCUUUGGGAGAUGCCUGGAACGUACCCGGGGGUGUUUUCAAAAGAUCUGAUAGUCUCGCGACUAACUUUAUGCGUGCGCUGUACGACUUCACAGCGAGGAACUAUAGAGAACUGACCGUCUCAAAGGGAGAAGUGGUUGAAUUGCUGGACACGUCCAAACAGUGGUGGAAAGUCAGAAAUGUUCAAGGGGAGGAAGGAUAUGUGCCAAACAAUGUCCUAAAGUCCUCAGAGAGGGACAAUAAACAGGACCCAAGGGCUGUGCCCCAUCUCACUAAAAGGUCCAAGCCCGAUGAAGUGAAAGCCUGGUUGGAGUACAAGGGCUUUAGUAAAGUCACGGUGAAAUGCCUGGGUGUGGUGAGCGGUUCCAUGCUACUGGGAAUGACGCGGGAGGAGUUAAAGACUCUUUGCCCUGAGGAGGGUGGACGGGUCUUCUACCAGCUACAGAAUGUCAAGUCUGCUUUAGCGGUUCGUGUUACAUAA
Chanos chanos (milkfish) is the source of this 1707-nucleotide messenger RNA. It is a transcript of the gene eps8l3a, whose product is annotated as EPS8 signaling adaptor L3a. NCBI's taxonomy places the organism in Eukaryota, Metazoa, Chordata, Actinopteri, Gonorynchiformes, Chanidae. Bases 1 to 1707 code for a protein of 568 amino acids. Gene Ontology annotation, biological process: Rho protein signal transduction; positive regulation of ruffle assembly; regulation of Rho protein signal transduction. The transcript is spliced from 16 exons. The record is from RefSeq and is a predicted model, not a curated record. Gene Ontology annotation, molecular function: actin binding. Gene Ontology annotation, cellular component: plasma membrane; ruffle membrane; vesicle.